AUGUUAGGUAUAGGUGAAUAUACUUUUUUAUCUAUAAUAUUUUUAUACAUAUUAUUUACAAUAUUUCCUAAAUAUGUUGCUUUGGGAUUAAUUGUUAUAAUAGUUUCAUUAAUAUUUUGGAAAUUAAAUAAUUAUAAAAAUUAUUGGGUGAAAAGAAAUGUACCUUCACCAAAAGGAAAUUUACUUUUUGGAAAUAUAAAAGAAAUUUUUAGUGAUGUGAUAGGUUGUGAUAAAAGGUGGGAAAAAAAAUUUGGUGAAACAUAUGGAGUAAUGAUGUUCAUGGUUCCAAUUUUAAAUACAACAAAUUUAAAUAUUAUUAAAGAAGUUUAUGUAAAACAAUUUGACAAAUUUAUUGAUAGAAAUGUAGAUUUUUCAUACAAUUUUAUGAAGGAUAAAAGUUUAAUUGGAAAUGUGAUGUUUAUGAAAACAGGAGAAGAUUGGAGAAGAAUAAGAAAUUUAUGUUCACCAGCUUUUACAACUGGAAAGAUAAAAAUGUUUGUAAAAUUUUUCAAUGAAACAAUUGAUAAAACUGUAGAAAUAUUACGAAAUUAUGAAAUAGAAGAUAAAGUUAUUGAUUUAAAGGAGUUAUGUGAUAGAAUGACAUUGGAUUCAAUUUUUAAGACUACCUUUGGUUUUGAAACUGAUUUACAAGAAGACCCUAAUAAUCAUAUUUAUGAACAUUCAAAAAAAUUUUUUGAUUCAAAUUUAUAUGAUCCAGGUUUUUUAUUUGCUGUUUUAUUUACAGAAACAUCAAAUAUUUUAAGAAUAUUUUUUAAUUAUAACAUUAAAAAUAACAAAGAACUUAAAUAUUUUACAUAUAUUCUUUCAGAAUGUUUUGAAAAAAGAAAAAAAGAAUUAGAUGAAAAUAUAAAUAAUGAGGCUCCUGAUUUUUUUAAAGUCCUCCUUCAAUCGUUUAAUGAAAAUGAUAAUAUUAAAGAAAAAGAUAGAGAAAAUAACUUUGAAAAAGCAACAUUAAAUCAAAAGAAAAAAGGAAUGUCUAAAAUUGAGAUUCUUGCUCAGGGAUUUUUGUUUCUUCUUGCAGGUUAUGAAACAACAGCAAAUACUGUUCAUUUUCUUUUAUUCAUGUUGGCUCAUCAUCAAGAGUACCAAGAAAGGUGUAGAGAAGAAAUAUUAGAAGCACUUCAAGAAAAGAAUGUUGACUAUAUAGAUUAUGAUACUGUAAAUAAAUUAAAUUACCUUGAUCAGUGUGUUAAAGAAUGUUUAAGAAUGUAUCCACCAGUAGGAAAAAUUUCCAGGUUAUGUGUUGAAAAAACAACUAUUAAUAAUAUAGACUUUGAGCCAGGUAUGAUGGUAUCAAUACCAAUAUUUAAUAUGCAUUAUAAUGAAAAAAUAUAUCAAAAUGCAAAUAUUUUUGAUCCAGAAAGAUUUUCACCAGAAAAAAGAUUAGGAAUAGAUCCAUUAUAUUACUUGCCUUUUGGUUAUGGUCCAAGAAAUUGUAUUGGUUCGAGAUUUGCUAUAUUAAGUAUGAAAGUUUACAUUUCUCGACUUUUAUUAAAAUAUAGAUUUAUAACUUGCAAUGAAAGUCUUCCCUUACCAUUAGAAAUUACUUCGGUAGGAAUGACAAAACCUAUAAAACCAUUGUACUUGAAAGUUGAAACAAUAUCAUAUUAA
This is a messenger RNA of Strongyloides ratti, 1632 nucleotides long. Its product is annotated as Cytochrome P450 family and Cytochrome P450, E-class, group I family-containing protein. The transcript has 2 exons. The record is from RefSeq and is a predicted model, not a curated record. Gene Ontology annotation, molecular function: steroid hydroxylase activity; heme binding; iron ion binding. Bases 1 to 1632 code for a protein of 543 amino acids. NCBI's taxonomy places the organism in Eukaryota, Metazoa, Nematoda, Chromadorea, Rhabditida, Strongyloididae.